AACAAACAAACAAAAUAAGGAUGACUAAAAUGAUUCUCUUCGUCAGAGCUUUCUUUCUUAUAAUUAGCCUUCUCAUUUUCUUAGGAGCUGAAGCAAGAACUUUGCUAGGUGAUGCUUCAGGGAAUCAUCAUCAUGGGUUGAAGUUGAAGGCAGGAAGUGGUAAGUAUGGAAGGGAGCCAUACAUAACACCUUCACCACCAGCAUCAUCUCCACCAAACAAGCAAGAAAUAGUUGGAAGGCAUGGUCGUUUAUUACCACCUCCUGCUCCCAAGCAUGAUCCAAUUAUUGGUCAACUCACAACAACUACUCCUGAUCAUGAUGAGGUCCUAAUUGUCUUGCUUCCAACAACUACAAGUUCAUCAGUUGUGGGGAAGCAAGAUCAAUUACACGCACCACCACCAAAGCCAGCAGAUAAGCAGCGUCCAGUCAGUAUCACAUCCUCUACUACUACUCAGCAGACGAAUAGUAACCAACACUUGCGGCCUCUUCAGGCUUCCUAUUAAGCUUUUCUCUACUCUGGCCCUCCCUCGGACCUCACACACAGUGAAAGUUUUCGUGCACUGAAUUAUCCUCAUAUAACAUCGAUUGAGACUUUAUGUAUUAUAUAUGUUUUCUACUAAGUAGUAUAUAUAGGGUUGGAUUCUUUUUCCUUAUAUAACCUGGUUUUAGGUCAGUUGAUGAGUUAGCUAGCUGUCAAAGAAUAAUGUGUAAUAUAUUAAUAAGGCUGCUGGUUGCUUAUUGUUAUCCUAUAUACGUGGAGGUGGCAUGCUUUGUAGACUUGUACUCCUCCGUGUCAUAUUACUUUACAUAUUUGUCUUUGAAAAAUUAAUAAAGAAUGCAAAUUUAUUAA
Molecule: messenger RNA, 850 nt
Organism: Capsicum annuum
Lineage: Eukaryota; Viridiplantae; Streptophyta; Magnoliopsida; Solanales; Solanaceae
Product: hydroxyproline-rich systemin
Exons: 2
Coding region: 21-503 (160 amino acids)
Source: RefSeq, a predicted model, not a curated record